UUCUUCACUGACGCGUCGACCGGAACAAUGGGAUGGCAAGUGCUGUUGUUUAUCUCGCUGCUCUCUCUCAGUGCUGUGCGCGGACAAGUCAGCUACUCCAUUCCUGAGGAAAUGGCAAAGGGGGCUUUAAUAGGCAAUAUAGCCCAGGAUUUGGGCUUAGGUGUGGAAAGACUGAAGUCCGGUAAAGCUCGUAUUUAUACUGGUAAUACAGAGGAAUAUAUAGAGCUAAAGAGAGAAAGAGGAGUCCUCCUUAUUAAAGGCAGAAUUGACAGAGAAGCGCUAUGCGGUCAAACAAUGCCAUGCGCACUCCAUUUUCAAAUGAUCCUGGAAAAUCCAAUGGAGUUUUACACGGUUACUGUCGAAAUUACCGAUAUAAAUGACAACCCUCCGACGUUUGAGAAAAGCGAGAUGAAAUAUGACAUCAGUGAAUUAACCCCUUCUGGAGCUCGAUUUGUCUUAGAGAAAGCAAUAGACGAUGAUGUUGGUGUAAAUGGCUUGGGCAGCUACGCCCUGAAACCAAGCGACAAUUUCGUUCUGAAAACCACCAGCCGAGGAGAUGGGACUAAGCAUGUCGAGAUGGUUUUACAGAAACCGUUAGACCGAGAACAACAUGAGCAUAUAUCAUUAAUACUGACCGCUCUGGAUGGUGGUGAACCACAGCUUUCGGGGACGAUGCAGAUUAUUAUCACUGUAUUAGACGUCAACGACAACCCGCCCGUUUGUUCAAAAGCGGAAUACAAAGCAGGCGUUACAGAGAAUGCUCCUGUUGGCACUGUAAUAACCACUGUAAGGGCUACAGACAUAGAUAAAGGCAAUAACGGAAUAGUAACAUACAUGAUUUCAAAAUCCGGAGCAGCAGGUCUCUUUGACAUUGAUGCCAAUAAUGGUGUAUUGACUCUAACAGGAAAUGUAGAUUAUGAAAAAAGGAGACUUUAUGAGCUAGAUGUAAAGGUGUCGGAUCAGGGAGGAUUAUCAGACGCAUGUAGGGUAAUUGUGGACGUGACGGAUACAAAUGAUAACCCUCCGAGCAUUAACAUCAUGUCUAACUCAAACACCGUAUCCGAGAACAUGAAACCGGGAACGGUUGUAACAAUGCUUAAUAUACAAGAUGCGGACUCGAAUGAUAACGGGAAAGUAAUGUGUGUAUUAAACGAAAAUAUUCCUUUUGCAAUUAAAUCAACAACAAAUAAUUUCUUUACCGUUAUAACCGACAGUGAUUUAGACAGAGAGACAUCCUCGGAUUAUAAUAUAACGGUGACCUGCUCUGAUGAGGGAGAGCCCUCCCUCUCCAGCAGCGUCACUCUCACCUUACAGAUCUCUGAUGUGAAUGAUAACGCGCCUGUCUUUGAGAGGAGCUCAUAUGAGGCCUACAUUGUAGAAAACAACACACCAGGUCUCUCUAUAUUCACAGUGAAAGCCAGAGACGCUGACUGGAACCAGAAUGCCCGUGUUUCUUACAUACUGGAGGACUCCUCUGUUAACGGAGUGCCAGUCUCCUCAUAUGUGUCCGUUAGUGCUGAUAGUGGAGUCAUCCAUGCAGUGCGCUCUUUUGACUACGAGCAGAUCAAAGAUUUCCACUUCCGCGUCAAAGCGCAGGAUGGAGGCUCCCCUCCACUCAGUAGCAAUGUGACUGUGAAAGUAAUGAUCCAGGACCAGAACGACAACCCUCCUCAGGUUCUGUACCCAGUCCAGACUGGUGGCUCUCUGGUGGCUGAGAUGGUGCCUCGUUCAGCAGAUGUGGGCUAUCUGGUCACUAAAGUGGUGGCUGUUGAUGUGGACUCUGGACAGAAUGCCUGGCUCUCCUAUAGACUGCAGAAAGCCACAGACAGGGCGCUGUUUGAAGUGGGCUUACAGAAUGGAGAAAUAAGAACUAUCCGCCAAGUCACUGAUAAAGAUGCUGUGAAACAAAGACUGACUGUUAUAGUGGAGGACAACGGGCAGCCCUCUCGUUCAGCUACAGUCAUUGUUAACGUGGCGGUGGCGGACAGCUUCCCUGAAGUGCUGUCUGAGUUCACUGACUUUACACAAGACAAGGAGUACAAUGACAACCUGACUUUCUACUUAGUGCUGGCUUUGGCUGUAGUUUCCUUCCUCUUCAUCACGUGUUUAGUGGUUAUUAUAUCAGUGAAGAUCUACAGGUGGAGACAGUCUCGUGUCAUGUAUCACUCCAAUCUCCCUGUGAUUCCGUAUUAUCCACCACGUUACUCAGACACUUUGGGGACAGGGACUCUCCAACACGUGUACAACUACGAGGUGUGCAGGACGACUGACUCCAGAAAGAGUGACUGUAAGUUCGGCGGAGCCGGUAGUCAGAACGUGCUGAUAAUGGACCCCAGUUCUACAGGGACGAUGCAGCGGAUACAGAGUGAAAGGAGCAUCCUGGAUGAACCAGACUCUCCUCUAGAGGUUAGCCUUUUUUAA
Anoplopoma fimbria (sablefish) is the source of this 2421-nucleotide messenger RNA. Its product is annotated as protocadherin gamma-A2-like. Gene Ontology annotation, molecular function: calcium ion binding. Gene Ontology annotation, biological process: homophilic cell-cell adhesion. Gene Ontology annotation, cellular component: plasma membrane. The record is from RefSeq and is a predicted model, not a curated record. The transcript has a single exon. Lineage: Eukaryota; Metazoa; Chordata; Actinopteri; Perciformes; Anoplopomatidae. The coding region runs from base 28 to 2421 and encodes 797 amino acids.